Molecule: messenger RNA, 975 nt
Organism: Camelina sativa (false flax)
Lineage: Eukaryota; Viridiplantae; Streptophyta; Magnoliopsida; Brassicales; Brassicaceae
Source: RefSeq, a predicted model, not a curated record
AUGGCGUUAAUCGAGAGAGAUCCCGGCGGCCCAACACCUGAUUACGACGAAGAAGGUGAAGAUAGAGACCAAUUUCACAUCGAGCAGAUGAUUGAGGAGUUUGUCGAUGAACCUCCAAUCCGCCACGAUGUGUACCCAGAGAGUGAAGACGACGGUGACAAUGGUCCGGUAAGAGCUCGUACGAAUAUGAGGCGUGGUAAUGGGGAGUUGUUCUACAAGCAGGCGUUUUUCAAUGGGGUGGCUUUCAAGGAGGCGGUUCUCGAUUAUGUUCUCAAAACUGGGAGAAAUCUGAAGCAGUACAGGUAUGAUAAAGCGAAAAUAGGGUUUAAAUGUGUUGGUGUUAAUGAUGAGGAUGGAUCUAAAUGUGAGUGGAAGGUUUAUGCGUCAAUUCUGUCAAAUGAUAAGAUGUGGAGGAUCAAUAGGUUCAUCGAUAAGCAUAGCUGUAUUCCAAAUGGAGAGUGUGAGAUGUUAACAGUGCCGCAUAUAGCUAGGUUGUUUGUUGAUAAGAUUAGGGAUGAUCCUGAGUUCUUCAUGCCAAGGAAGAUUGAAGAAAUUGUAAAGGCAGAUUGGAAGAUCAGUAUCACUAGGCCUCAGUGUCAAGCUGCUAGGAAGACAGCUUUAAAGUGGAUUGAGAGGGAGUAUGAUGAGCAGUUCCAUAGAUUAAGAGAUUAUGCAGCUGAGAUUAUGGAAGCAAACCCGAAUUCACAUGUUGAGGUCGAAUGUAUUACGGAUGAUGAUGGUAAAGACAUGUUCAACAGGUUCUAUGUUUGUUUUGACAACAUAAGAAGAACAUGGAUGGCGACUUGUAGGCCGAUCAUAGGAAUUGAUGGUUGCUUUUUGAAGAAUAAGAUUAAGGGUCAGCUAUUGGUAGCUUUAGGCAGAGAUGCAAACAAUGGUAUAUAUCCAAUAGCAUGGGGAGUUGUCAAGGUUGAGAACUAUGAAAAUUGGUUAUGGUUUGCUAAGUUGUUGAAAGAA